Molecule: messenger RNA, 1658 nt
Organism: Blastocystis hominis
Lineage: Eukaryota; Bigyra; Opalinata; Blastocystidae
Exons: 11
Coding region: 28-1629 (533 amino acids)
Biological process (GO): protein phosphorylation
Molecular function (GO): ATP binding; protein serine/threonine kinase activity; phosphatidylinositol binding
Source: RefSeq, a predicted model, not a curated record
AGAUCGCACUCGUUCUUAACGACAUCAAUGUCAUAUCAGGAGAGAGCGACAACGUUCAUUCACAGGUGCUUUAUAGUCCCUGUUCAUCGCAAUGUCGAUAAUAUUUUAUAUGCUAUUGAAAUCUCUGCCUGCGGUGUUACCUGGACGGUCUAUCGUACCUUCUCUACCUUUCAGAUGCUGAAGGAUAUGCUUGUUCAGGCAAAUGUUCCCAACCUUCCCCCCUUUCCCAACACGCAGUUUGUCGACUCUUCGACCCUAGAGGGGAUCAAUUCGAUCCGUAUUUUGCUGGAAAACUGGCUACAUAGCAUAAUGGAAAACGAAUAUGUACAACAUGUAAGUGCCUUUCAGGAGUUCAUGCGGGCGCAACCGAAUCACCCUCCAAGUGGAAUUCAGGAAAUCGAUUUCUCCUACUUGAGCGAUAAUGACUCUCUGGAUGCUCGUAGUCCGGGUAGCGAUGAUGCGUACUACCGAAACGAGUACCCCGAGCUGAACAACUCUUCCGUUUCGCUCAAGAGCUUCGACAUUCUGAAAGUAAUCGGCAAGGGCAGUUUCGGCAAGGUGUUUCAAGUGCGUCGCAAGGACGGGAAGGAGAUCUACGCGAUGAAAGUCCUCAAGAAAUCGGUCAUCAAGAACAAAAACCAAGUCGAGCACACCAAAACCGAGCGUAGCGUGCUCGGCCGUGUGGACCACCCCUUCAUCGUCGGUCUCAAAUACGCGUUCCAGACCCGCGAAAAGCUCUACUUCGUGCUGGACUAUUGUCCCGGCGGCGAGCUGUUCUACCACCUCGGCAGGGCCAAGAAGUUCUCAGAGGACCGAGCUCGCUUCUACGCCGCGGAGAUCACGCUGGCGCUGGAGUAUCUCCACAAGAAGGGCAUCGUGUAUCGCGAUCUGAAGCCCGAGAACGUGCUGCUCACCGAGGAGGGCCACGUCCGUCUCACCGACUUCGGGCUCAGCAAGGAGGGCAUUUCGCAGGCGGACCGCGGCGCGCAGUCCUUCUGCGGCACGCCGGAAUACCUGGCUCCGGAGAUUCUGAACCGCACGGGCCACGGACAGGCGGUGGAUUGGUGGAGUCUGGGCGCGCUGCUGUACGAAAUGCUGACCGGCUGGCCGCCGUUUUACUGCCGCGACCAGGAGCGACUGUUCAACAAAAUCAAGAAGUCCGCGGUGGACAUCCCGCCCAAUCUCACGCCGGACACUGCGGACAUUCUGCAGAAGCUGCUGCAGAAGGACCCGAAGCAGAGGCUGGGCGGCGACUCGACGGACGCGGAGGCGGUGAAGAAGCACCCGUUCUUUCAGUCGAUCGACUGGGACAAGCUGUAUCGCAAGGAGCUGCCCGUGCCCUAUCUGCCCGAGGUGAGAGGAAAGCAGGACACGUCGAUGUUCUCGUCGGAGUUCACGAGCCAGCCGGUGAGCAGCCAGCCUUCGUACACGUUCUCUGCGAUGGACGAUCCGUCGUACACGGGAUGGUCGUAUAGUCGACACUAUGGCAGGGAGUCCGAUAAUGAGGAGUCCAAUAUGCAAAUGGAUCAGGAAAACAGGCUAGAUGAUAAUGAAGAUGACGGAUCUUAUCGGAGUGCGUCGUUUAGUGAUUACUCGGAUCGAAGAUCAGAGGAGGACAUUUAUGAUUAGAUUCUUUGUUUGGUCUUUUAUAUAGUUAC